Messenger RNA from Papaver somniferum (opium poppy), 1119 nucleotides. Its product is annotated as NADPH-dependent aldehyde reductase-like protein, chloroplastic. The transcript has a single exon. Bases 79 to 888 code for a protein of 269 amino acids. Gene Ontology annotation, molecular function: oxidoreductase activity. Lineage: Eukaryota; Viridiplantae; Streptophyta; Magnoliopsida; Ranunculales; Papaveraceae. The record is from RefSeq and is a predicted model, not a curated record.
ACAAAAACAACCGAACAAAAAUACAGGAACGAAGCUUUACUUUACUUUUCCACUUUAUCUUAGGUUUUAUCUUUCGUCAUGGCGCUGGAUAAUGCGAACGCAACCCCUUCUUCUUCCUCCCUCCUACUGGAAAACCGGGUGGCGAUAGUCACAGGUGCAUCAGGUGGAAUCGGUGGUGCAAUCGCCCGUCACCUUGCCUCUCUCGGUGCAAAAUUAGUCCUCAGUUACUCCAGUAACUCAACCCAAACUGAUCUCCUUGCCACUGAACUCAACAACUCUUCAUCAUCAUCCUCACAGCCAAAAGCCAUAUCAAUCAAAGCCAAUGUUUCAGAUCCAGACCAAGUCAAAUCGUUAUUCGAUCACGCCGAGAAGGUUUUCAACUCGCAACCACAUAUCUUAGUUAACUCUGCCGGAGUAUUAGAUCCGAAAUACCCUACAAUCUCCAACACCAAGAUCGAAGAUUUUGAUCACAUAUUCAACAUAAACGCAAAAGGAGCGUUCUUAUGCGCCAGAGAAGCUGCUAACCGGUUGGUACGCGGUGGUGGUGGACGGAUUAUAUUGAUUUCAUCGUCUAUGGUUGGCGGAUUGAAACCUGGGUUCGGUGCUUAUGCUGCGUCGAAGGCGGCGGUGGAGACCAUGAUGAGAAUUCUUGCGAAAGAAUUGAAAGGGACUGGAAUUACAGCUAAUUGUGUUGCGCCUGGACCUAUUGCAACUGACAUGUUUUAUGCAGGGAAAGGAGAAGAGCAAAUUAAGAAUGUGAUUGCAGAAUGUCCGUUGAGUCGACUCGGUGAAACUAAAGAUGUUGCUCCUGUUGUUGGGUUUUUGGCUGGGGAUGCUAGUGAGUGGGUUAAUGGACAGGUUAUCCGUGUUAAUGGCGGAUAUGUUUAGAUCAGUCGGGAAGAAAUUUUUUCUACAUUCUAUGUUUUCUUUUGUUUGAUUUCUCCUCGCUAUUUGGCUACUAUAUGCAAUGGUUUAAAGUAUUUACAGUGGCAUCAGAAGCUGCCACAAUAAAAUCCUGUGUCUGAAAGGCAUCAAUUGUGCCGACAGAGCCAAAAAUGUGCAACAAUAAAUCUUGUGUUUACGUCCAAUUGCGAUUCAAUGAAAUUUUAUUGCAACUCA